AAGCUCAUUCUGGACUACCCGCGAGACGUUGGAAAUCUUUUGGCUCAGUAUAAUGAAUUCAGCGGCUUGUUUUGGUAUACUGGCAUUAUUGCUGUUCCAUGAAGUACACGGAAUGUUUCUGGAUUCGGAAUGUGAAAACUACACUCCUUAUAAAAAUCUAUAUGCACCUUGGAUGGCAUUGAUUGUAUCAAACCAACAAAGUUGCACGGGAACUCUUGUUAACAAAAAUUACGUGUUAACAGUAGUAAGCUGCGUAUUAAAUCAAAACCAGAGAAUCGUUCGCUUCGGGAGUGCUUACGGAAGCUACAAAGAUUAUUACGUAAAAGAAGUCUACAUUCCCAAUCUUUACAACAAAAAUGAUAUAGCUCUGGUCAAACUAAACGAGACUGUGGUUCACAUAAAACCGAUAUGCAUUUGGUUAAACGACGGCUUGACAUUGGAAAGCAACAUCACUUUUAAAACCACCAACUGGGGCGCUAGUGGAAGUACAAGAACGAAAAGCAUUAACAAAUUUGAAAAUAGAAAGUGCUCCAAUUCCUUUGGUGUAUACCCCGAUCAUACUCAGAUCUGCGCUGGCUAUAGUAAUACAGACAAAUGUGCCGAGCUCGGAAGUCCUUGGUCUUUGAAAUGCUACCCAAUUUUUAUACACUAAUUGGAAUUCAGAGCCAUGGAGUUUUGGGAACUUGUUUGUAUACCAAUAUUAAAAGGUAUUUCGACUGGAUAGUGGGAGUCGUGUUGGAGGUCGAUAUCAUAGUUAAUACUUUAUAUGAAAUGUAAUAAAAUGUUAAUAACCAGAGAUUAAAAAACAAUAUGCCAUAAAUUAUUUCUAAGCUACAAAAAAGGUUAAACUUAGUAGGUGAUCCUAGAGCAUUUCGUUUAUAGGCAAAAAAGCAUCGGUCGAAAAUAUAAGAAGCAAUAUUUUAUGUACCAGUGCAUAUAAACUGAUAAGGCUUCUAUUUUAAAUGUUGAACUAAUCAUGAGGUUGUUCAGUUUUUGGAAAGCUGAGUUCUUGGAAUGAUGUAUUCCGCUGUUUGUUUUACUGUAUUCUUAUGGAUUCUGCUUCACCGGGGAUCGGCACAGCUGCUUGAUGUAAACUGCGGUACAGUUUCUCAUCAUGAUGAGCAUUUGAUCUCCGGCAGCCCCUGGAUGGCAUUGAUUAUAUUACCCAAUAAAACCUGCAGUGGCACUCUGAUAUAUAAGCAAUUUGUCAUAACAUCAGCUAAUUGUUUGGUUGAUCAAAACGAUUCAUCGUCAACUUUGUGGCUGCCCUCCAACAUCACCAUUCGUUUGGGGAAUUUAAAGAGCCUUAAGCUGAAAAAUAUUAGCGAUGAAUAUCCACCUAAGAACUACUACGUCCAAAGUGCAUAUGUUCAUAGUCUCUAUGACAAAAGUAAUUCUAAUAAUGAUAUUGCACUGCUCGAACUAGAAGAAGAUGUGCUCUAUAAAGCCAACAUUAAGCCAAUAUGCAUUUGGUUAGACGACAUCGAUUUAAAAGUAUUUAAACACUUUAGCACCACCCUUUGGUACGUAGAUAAAAAUGAAAACCAUUCAAAAUCCAGGACAAACACAAUUACCCACUUCCAUCCAUCAAAGUGCAUAAAUGCCUUAAAAAUGUCACCCCAGAACACUAUGAUUUGUGCUGGCUACAAAAACGAAAACAUCGGCGUGGAAUCUGGAAGUCCUUUGAUUAAUUAUAUCCGCUAUUAUAAUAACACACUUUUCACACUUUUUGGAAUACAAAGUUAUGGCGAUUUGGGAACGUUUAUAUAUACCGAUGUCACCAACUACAUUGACUGGAUAGUGGGAAUCAUUCUAGAGGUUGAUGUCGUAGUAAAUACAAGGACGCCUUUUUUUUAGACUCUUAGA
This is a messenger RNA of Drosophila suzukii, 1866 nucleotides long. NCBI's taxonomy places the organism in Eukaryota, Metazoa, Arthropoda, Insecta, Diptera, Drosophilidae. The record is from RefSeq and is a predicted model, not a curated record.